AUGUCGUCUUCGGUACAAACAAAUAAUGAUGUUGUUCUGCUGAUUACAAUGACAAUGAUGAUGAAGAUGGCGAUAAUGUCAGAUGCAGCAGUGUACAAGGUUGGAGGCUCUGAUGGUUGGACCUCCAUUGGCCGUGUAGACUACAAGAAUUGGGCUGCUUCUAAGAACUUCCAAGUUGGUGACACCAUCAUUUUUGAGUACAAUCCCCAAUACCACAAUGUCAUGAGAGUGGCAUAUGAGAUGUACAAGUCAUGCAAUGUUUCAGAAGGGACUACUUUGGUAACCUUCAACACAGGAAAUGACUCCAUAAAACUCAACCAUUAUGGGCAUCACUUGUUCAUGUGUGGCUUUCCAGGGCACUGCCAAAAAGGCCAAAAGGUUGAUAUCAACGUCGUCAGGGUUUCUGCAACAAAAGCUCCAACUCCAUCAAGAACAAACGAUGGCCUUUGUUCUUGCCCUAACAAAGCUGCCCCUUUCAUGUCUUCUUUUGUUCUUAUGAUAGCACUCUCCAUGUCAUUAUUGCUUGAUCUUGCUGCUUUCUAA
This is a messenger RNA of Neltuma alba, 543 nucleotides long. Its product is annotated as mavicyanin-like. The transcript has 2 exons. Gene Ontology annotation, cellular component: plasma membrane. The record is from RefSeq and is a predicted model, not a curated record. NCBI's taxonomy places the organism in Eukaryota, Viridiplantae, Streptophyta, Magnoliopsida, Fabales, Fabaceae. Bases 1 to 543 code for a protein of 180 amino acids. Gene Ontology annotation, molecular function: electron transfer activity.